Messenger RNA from Protopterus annectens (West African lungfish), 4026 nucleotides. RefSeq names its product neuropilin and tolloid like 1 (gene NETO1). The record is from RefSeq and is a predicted model, not a curated record. Bases 1103 to 2704 code for a protein of 533 amino acids. NCBI's taxonomy places the organism in Eukaryota, Metazoa, Chordata, Ceratodontiformes, Protopteridae. Gene Ontology annotation, molecular function: protein binding. The transcript has 11 exons.
CACAGCCUGCGCUCUGCUUGCUGCAGCCUUUUUAAUCGUAGUUUGCAGGUUCAGAAUCUUGAACCCACCGCCUUUAGCCCGCGUUUCUCCGCAGUUAGGCUUCUCCUCUUGCAUCCAUCGCGCGCUCCCGUCGCGCGCCUCCUCUCACUUGCACAGAGGCAGCCCCUUGCUUUCCUUAGGACCUCCAGGUUCUUUUACACACGGUUAGUGCCUUCUUUCUGCUGCAUGGUUGGCGGUGCAGGCUAUUUCUUCAGCCACAGGUAAUCCCCUUUCGGGGAUUUCAUCUUGAAGUGAUUUUGCUAGGACCCCCUUUAUAAAGAUCAACUAUUCUUAUCUGUCCCAUGGAUUUAUUAAACGGAGAAAAAGAACGCAGAAGUAAAUUAAUUCUUCAACCACGUAGGAGGAUUACUCAUUUGGUGUAACAAGAAACUAUUAGGGCGGCCAGAUGGAUUAGUACAUUUAGUCCGGGCAUUACGAGAAUGCUUGGGAGGACUCGGGAGAAAGCAGCGCUUCCAGUGAAUCAGAGGACAUGAAAAGCGGGCAACAUGGGUCUUGGUUGUACCGGUAAAACAAAAACUGCUUAUAGAAGAGAGAGGAAGAGUGUGCUGUAUGUGCAGCUUAAUAGUGCCAAAUGCCUUCAUUCAGUUUGGGAUUGAUAACUGAUGCAGUGCAGCAUAGAUCAAUUUGGAACCUGGAUUGUGUAUUAUCAAUGUAUUGCCACUUUAAAAGGAUAAAGUAAACAGAAAAUUCAGUUUUAACAAUAUUUUCUUUAAAAGAUUGCAAGGUGGAGCAUUAAGAGGGAGCCGAUGACGGACGUAUUAAUCCUUUCAAUGCAUCAAAAACGCCAAAAGGUCUUGGAAACGUUAGGCUGGAAAUUUUGUCAGUCGUUAGACAGGAUUUUGGUUUUAUAUGAAACCGGAGAUUAGCUUUUGGGUUUGCUGUGUACCACAGAUAUCCUGUGUGCUUUUUCUACCAGUGAUGUGGUAAAGGGUUUUGGUAAUUGUGCUCUUAAAUUCUGUAACAUACUCUUUUCCCCACUGGAAGGCCUCCUGCAUCUAAAUGGAAUUAGUGAAGAUCGAAGCCCCUUUUUUCAGUAACAGACAUGAUACAUGGGCGCAGCUUCAUUCACGUUAUAACGAGUCUCGUCAUACUAGAGUUGUCUGGGGCGACAAAAAAAGGAACAGAAAAGUUAUCCACAUCGGAAGGACAAUUUCCCAUUCAGUGCGGUUCUUGGAUAAAAAAUGCAGAUGGAGGCUUCUUCACCUCUCCAGAGUAUCCGAACAAAUACCCUCCCGACAGAGAGUGCGUCUACAUUAUAGAAGCUGCACCAAGGCAAUGUAUUGAACUCUAUUUUGAUGAAAAAUAUUCCAUCGAACCUUCAUGGGAGUGUAAAUUUGAUCAUAUUGAAGUACGAGAUGGACCAUUUGGAUUCUCUCCAAUCAUUGGGCGUUACUGUGGACAGCAAAGUCCACCUUUUAUAAAAUCUAGUGGGAGAUAUUUAUGGAUUAAAUUUUUUGCUGAUGGAGAACUGGAAUCUGUUGGAUUUUUGGCAAGGUACAACUUUACACCAGAUCCUGAUUUUAAAGAUCUAGGAGCACUAAAGCCAUUACCAGUUUGUGAAUUUGAAAUUGGAGGACCCGAAGGGAUUGUUGAAUCAGUUCAAAUUGCUAAGGAAGGAAAGGCUUCUGCAACUGAAGCAGUUGACUGCAAAUGGUUUAUUCGAGCACCACCACGAUCUAAGAUAUACUUGCGAUUUCUGGAUUAUGAAAUGCAGAAUUCAAAUGAAUGUAAGAGAAAUUUUGUUGCCAUAUAUGAUGGGAGCAGCUCAGUGGAAGAUUUGAAAGCAAAGUUUUGUAGUACUGUGGCUAAUGAUGUGAUGCUUCGUACGGGGCUCGGGGUUGUUCGCAUGUGGGCAGAUGAAGGCAGCCGAAAUAGUCGAUUUCAAAUGCUCUUCACUUCAUUUCAAGAACCUCCUUGUGAAGCGGAUACAUUUUUCUGCCAUAGCAACAUGUGCAUCAACAACACACUAGUAUGCAAUGGUGUUCAAAACUGUGUAUAUCCUUGGGAUGAAAACCACUGUAAAGAGAAAAGAAAGGCCAACCUUUUGGAUCAGCUUACCAACACCAGUGGGACUAUAAUUGGAGUAACCUCCUGCCUGGUGGUUAUGCUUAUUGUUAUUUCUGUUAUAGUUCAACUCAAACAACCUCGUAAAAAAUUUAUCCAAAGGAGAACAGACUUUGACCAAACAGUAUUUCAGGAGGUGUUUGAACCCCCUCACUAUGAACUAUGUACUCUUAGAGGAACUGGGACAUCAACAGAUCUUGUCGAUCUUGCUGAUGAUCUUGAAAAUUACCAUAAACUGAGAAGAUCAUCUUCAAAAUGCAUUCAUGACCAUCACUGUGGAUCUCAGCUAUCUAGCACUAAAGGAAGCCGCAGUAACCUCAGUACAAGAGAUGCUACAAUCAUGACUGAAGUACCGCCCCAGCCCAUAAAACCUGUAAUUCAGCCCAUUAACAGAAGAAGCAUCUUAGUCAUGAAGCACAGUUACUCGCAGGAUGCAGCAGAUGCAUGUGAAAUUGACGAAAUUGAUGAGGUACCGACCACAAGUCACAGGCUCUCCAGACAUGACAAAGCUGUCCAGCGGUUCUGCCUGAUUGGGUCUCUAAGCAAACAUGAAUCUGAACACAACACAACUAGGGUCUAAAAGAAAACUAAGACUGCUAGAGAAUAGUGCAUUCCUGGAUGAUUUCGAAACAUGCUUCAGUGAGAUCUGAAAUUGAAGAUCCUGGACAGAAAAGACUUGAGGUUGUAUGGACUCCCUGGAUUACUUUUCUCAUUGUUGAUAAAAUAUGAUAAACAGUAUUCAGUAAACUGAACAGAUGGCAAUAAGAAAACUAUUUUUACAAUGGAAGAAACAAUUUUCAAUUCAGGAACUCUUUGUUAAAUCAGGUAUUUUGCCAUUACCUGGCACCACAAUAUAAUGAUUUUUAAAUAUGUUAAAGAAAUUAUCAGCAAUAUGGCAUAAUGUUCUAAUAGUAUAUCCUACCACGUUUGAUACAGCUCGAUUCAUUUGAAAAUUUCAUUGCAUUUUUUGAUGCAUUGUGCAAUGCAUGUAUUGGCAUUGAGUUUUGGGUGGCUUCUUUUUUUUUUUUUUUUUUUUUUUUUUCUUUUUACUUUAAAUGGUUUUGCUUGCUACUUGUCAUAUUUUAUAUGGGAUAUAAUAAACAAUACAACACAAGUGUCUAACAUAAUUUCUUACCCCCAAUUUUACAUUAUUUAUUUGGAAAGAUAAGACACAAUGACAUUUUCAUUACCUUAAUGUAGCUUGCAUAUGAAAAACAUUUGCAAUGUAUGUUCUGCAUGUUCGGAAAGUCCAUUCUGAUAUACAGGUAGUUUUAUAGGUUGUUUUAUUUCGUAUUAUGCCAAAAAGUUAUGGGAACUACGGCAGAAAUAUGCAGUGAAAGAAAGUAAUGUAAUCAGAAUUCAUGUUGUGGUAGCUUUUAAAAUACUUGCUCUGGUCUUUCUUUGUUUCAUUUUGUCGAUCAUGAAAGAAGCUUACAUAUCAAUCCAGUUUGCAUACUAGCGUUUUAUGACAUUUCAACAAAUUAAAUGUGUGCAUUUUUUAAUCAUAUUGUUCCUUGGUAGAACAUGAUGCUUUGUGCCAACAAAUUAAAGGGCUCAGCAAAGACAUAUGUCACUAAAUAAAGUGUGUUGGAAGAUGAAAGAAGGUAAAAUAAAAAAAAAACACACACUUUUUCCCCUAAAUAAAUUCUGCCUAUUGAACAGGAACACAUCAAGAACUUGUAUUUAAAAUCUGCUUUGAUAAAACAUGGUAUUGCAGAUCAACGCAGUAUUCAUGAAAGUUCAUUAUUUUUAUUUUACAUGGCCUGAACAUAUUGCUUCUGAAGACUCUUGAGUUGCCAUAAUGUUUUUUUGUGACAAUUGAGUUGGGUAAAACAUUUCCAUGUUUUUUUUUUAAAUAAAUUGUUUUUCUUGAUUAGGAAUAAAGGUUUGAAUGUGUCUGUA